AGCUUGGGAUUGAGCAACAGCUUGAGGAGCACAGAGAAAGGGGACAGGGCAAGUGCUCAGAUUAGCGGCCAGCAAGAACCACAGCAGGUAUGGAGUGGCCACAUUCCUGGCCAACGCCUCCCAGAGUUUACUGGAUCUUCUGAAAAUUUCUGAAGUGUGGAAGAAGAAUGUGGAUGUUGCUGAUCUUUUGUGUCAUUUUUGCUCUGAUUCCAGGGGCUGCCUUAGAACAAAACUGUACGCAUCACAAUGUGGUUGAGUAUUUGAAUAUUUCCAGUGACAACAAGCUCCUUUUAUAUACUAGACCCAAAAAGAACUGGGCAGAACCUUUGGAAGUCAACUUGGAUUUUACACUAGUUUCCAUCCUGACAGUGGUAGAAAAAUUGCAGGUGCUAACAACUUAUUUCUGGCUGUUUGUGAAAUGGAAAAAUGACUUUGUGUUUUGGAAUCCCUCGGACUUCUGUAACAUUACCCAUCUUACUCUACCAGCAGAUAAAUUCUGGGUGCCUGAAAUCUCUGUAGAGGAACAGGCAAAUGAAGAGAAAUCCCGAACAAGCCCCUUCGUCCGUGUUUCUUCCAGUGGAGAAAUCAUGCAGUUCCAGACUUUCCACCUGACUUCAUCUUGCAGCCUGCACAUCUACAGGUUUCCCUUUGACAAGCAGAAAUGCAACCUCACCGUGCUCUCGCCCAUGCAUUCAGAUAAGGAGGUAAUGAUGAAAAACAAUGAAAUUACACUUGAAGUGGAUGCCAAAAGCCGAAACAUCUACUUGACUAAUGGGGAAUGGAAAUUCAACAGGAUCUCCAGUUAUAGUUACAAAAUAGUUGGUGUGGAGAUGAAUUACAGUGCAGUGACUUAUCAGAUUUCCAUGCAGAGACGUCCUGUUUUAUAUGUACUAAAUUUGAUCCUCCCAACUUCUGCUCUCUUCUUUCUGGAUAUGGCUAUUUCUUGUACUUCUGCCAGUUCUUCUGAAAAAAUCAGCUUCAAGAUCACAUUGAUCCUAGAAGUGUCUGUUUUGUCCUUGAUUCUGAAUGAUAUUCUGCCAACGUCUUCAGAUGACCCUCCUGUAAUAGCCAAGUUUUUCAUGGGCAUUUUCAUGAUAAUGGUUGCUGGCCUCCUUGAGAAUUACAUUGCAAUGACUCUGAAGGAGAUGAAACCACCUCAUUGGUUGCUCAAAAGCAAGGGACUUGUUUGCUUCAGAAGGAAGAAGAACUCUUUUGAAAAUCCCAUUCCUCCUCCUGAGGAGACAGUGCAAGAGCAGGGAGAGUCAACUGCCCAUACCCCAGCAGGCAAAGAAGGUGUAGAGAAGGAGACCGACGUGUUUGUCAGGACCAUCUGUUCCGAGCUGCGACUAAUUAGGAACCAGGUUUCUGCCCAGAGAAGCCAGGCUCCUGCUAACAGAAAAUGGAACAGGAUUGUGCUCUGUGUGGAGAAGCUGUUUUGCUACACUCGAGUGCUUUUAUCAGUACUGUUUAUAACUUACAUUACUCUGAUGUGGAGGGAAGAAAAAUGACUCAGUGGUCCUACUUCUUGCAGAUUUGACUCAAUUAGUUUAGUUGUUACAUACAGUAAGGAUUUUGGAACUUGUGGACACACAUUUUACUAUGCGGUAUAGUAUGCACAAAUUUUUGUUGUCCCCUCUGUCCAAGCAAAUUGUUCCAGGUUUUGAAACUGUACAAACAAGCCUGUUUUCCUUUGGCAAACAUAGUGAAUGUACAUACCACUAGCCUGUCUUUCAAAUCACCUUUAGCUCUGUGGAAAAACAACCUCUCAUCUUCUUUAAGCUCCCAGACUUUUUUGGAUAUGCAGAGCAUAAUUGACAAGUUGAUCAGAACGUUUUAAACUUCAAUCUUUAUUAAAUUAAAGUAUGGGAAUAUGAAGCUCCUCA
Molecule: messenger RNA, 1883 nt
Organism: Hemicordylus capensis (graceful crag lizard)
Lineage: Eukaryota; Metazoa; Chordata; Lepidosauria; Squamata; Cordylidae
Product: 5-hydroxytryptamine receptor 3A-like
Exons: 10
Coding region: 168-1508 (446 amino acids)
Biological process (GO): signal transduction; regulation of membrane potential; monoatomic ion transmembrane transport
Cellular component (GO): neuron projection; synapse; membrane
Molecular function (GO): transmembrane signaling receptor activity; neurotransmitter receptor activity; extracellular ligand-gated monoatomic ion channel activity
Source: RefSeq, a predicted model, not a curated record